Molecule: messenger RNA, 4371 nt
Organism: Sphaeramia orbicularis (orbiculate cardinalfish)
Lineage: Eukaryota; Metazoa; Chordata; Actinopteri; Kurtiformes; Apogonidae
Gene: abr
Product: ABR activator of RhoGEF and GTPase
Exons: 23
Coding region: 738-3941 (1067 amino acids)
Biological process (GO): intracellular signal transduction; positive regulation of GTPase activity; protein phosphorylation
Cellular component (GO): membrane
Molecular function (GO): guanyl-nucleotide exchange factor activity; GTPase activator activity; protein serine/threonine kinase activity
Source: RefSeq, a predicted model, not a curated record
GUUUCAUGUUUCUACGACAUUCCUACAGGCUGCUAGGGCCGUUUUUGUGUCUCUAGGGGGCGCUAUGGCACCUAUGGGUAUAAUUUUUACACUGUAUCACAUUUUUCGCCGGACCUGACAUGUGUGCCACAUUUGGUGAGUUUUGGAGCAUGUUCAGGGGGUCACAAUCCAGGUGAAAGUGGCGGAGUAAGAAAAAUAAUAUAAAAACGAACGAAAAACAAUAGGGCCUUGCUUGCAGGUAACUUUCGGCUCGGUCCCUAAUUAAUAAGACUAAUUAAACUCUAUUAGCCUCAUUAACUCAGACCCAUUCAUUGAACCUGGACUCAGUUCACUCUGGUCUACAUCUGUGCCAUUGAUCUCAAACUCUGCGUGUUUUAUUACUGAUUAUUAUUUUAUUGGCUGAUAGACUCAUAUAUUGUGGUACCGGACGGUCACCUGUAAAAAUACAGAGUAUAAAUAUAAAGUAUUUGUACUCCGGCUCUGCUUGAAGUACUACAGACUCACAGACGCUCUGUAAUCCGACAGUCCCUGAACGCACCUCGAUCCAGGAAGUAACAAAGUUUGUUGCGGAUCCAUCCGAACUCAUCGGAACCCGGUCCACGGUCUGUCCACGGUCUGUCCACGGUCUGUCCGCGGUUUAUUCACGGUCGGUCCGUCCACGUGCCCCCGGGCCGUCCUUCCACCGGUUCGGUCCGGACUCCGUGGCGGGAGGCGCGCGGAGCCCCAAGCGGGCCUAGAUGUGGGACCAGGAGGGGUCCAUGUGGGACCAGGAGCGGACCAUGUGGGACCAGGAGGAGUUCAGCCGGCACUGGAGGUCCGAGUUCGGCUCGGACGCGGAGGUUCCGCUCAUGGAGCUGCGGACGGUGGCGGACAUGGAGGCGGAGCUGGCCGGCUGCCGGGCCCGGCUGAGGCGGCUCCAGGAGGCUCUGGAGCGGGAGAAGUUCAAGGUGGUCUACCUGCAGACCACCGUGGCCCGGCACAGGAGGGACGGACCCGCGGGUCCCGGGCCCCGGGCGGCGGAGGUCCUCGGCCACGGCGGGACCAGGUCUGGAGGUCGGAUGGGUAAACCGGUGCCCAUCCCGGCCCCCCCCCAGAGAGCCGCGUCCCUGGACGCAGGGGGGGUCCGGUCCGAGGACGCCAGCGACCGCGAGUACGAAGACCCGGAGCUGAACGAGAACUUCGUCCGGAGCAACCUGUUGGUCCCGGGGGGGUUGUGUCGAGACCCGGGCCCCCGGAGCCUCAGGGACCCCCGAAGGCCCUUCAGACAGAGCCGGGACCUGGACUCCGACGACGGCCGGCUGUCCCCGUCGGUCCUCCCGGGCCACCGGAGGGCCUCUCGGGGCUCCGGAACCAGCACCCCGGACCGGAGGAGCGACGGGGACCUGAGCUCCGACCACGAGGACUCCUCAUCUGCAGACUUUAACUACAACACUGAUGGCUACGAGGGCGAUGGGGGGGAGGACGGGAAGUCCCAGGACGGGUCCGAGACGCUGCCCUUCAUUGACGAGUCCCCCACCAUGUCCCCCCAGAUGGGCGGACCCCAAGGACCUGACGGAGACAUGGUGUCUCCCACGCCGCCAGAUGGACUCCUGCCCGGGGGUGAUGCAGACAAAGGUCUGGAGAUGAAGAGGCUGGUUCUGUCCGGGUUCUUGGCCAGUGAGGAGAUCUACAUCAACCAACUGGAGGCGCUGCUCCUGCCCAUGCGUCCCCUCAGAGCCACCGCCACCACGUCCCAGCCCGUCCUCACCCUCCAGCAGAUCGACACCAUCUUCUACAAGAUCCAGGACAUCUUCGAGAUCCACAAGGACUUCUACGACGCCCUGCUGCCCCACAUCCAGCACUGGGACCACCAGGGGACGGUGGGACACCUGUUCCAGAGGCUGGCCAGUCAGCUGGGCGUGUACAAAGCCUUCGUUGACAACUACAAGGUGGCGCUGGAGACGGCGGAGAAGUGCAGCCAAGCAAACCUGCAGUUCCAGAAGAUAUCUGUGGAUCUGAAGGUGAAGGGUCCCAAAGACUCCAAGGACUGUAGCACCACCGUGUCCAUGGAAGCUCUGCUUUAUAAACCCAUUGACCGCGUCACCAGAAGUACCCUGGUCCUGCACGACCUGCUCAAACACACCCCUCCAGACCACCCAGACUUCCCCCUCCUUCAGGACGCUCUGCGCAUCUCUCAGAACUUCCUGUCCUCCAUUAACGAGGAGAACCUGGACCCUCGGAGGACGGCAGUGACCACGCCCAAAGGAGAGGCCCGUCAGCUGGUAAAGGAUGGUUUCCUGGUGGAGGUUUCUGAAAGUUCCAGGAAGCUUCGUCACAUCUUCUUGUUCACUGACCUCCUACUCUGCGCUAAGAUGAAGAAGACGGCUGUGGGGCGACACCAGCAGUAUGAGUGUAAAUGGUACCUCCCUCUGGCGGACCUGGCCUUCCAGACGUCAGAUGAGUCCGACUCCUGCCCCAGCGUCCAGGUUCUGCCCGAACACGAGAUCGAGGAGAUGAAGAUCAAGAUCUCUGUCCUUAAGAGUGAGAUCCAGAAGGAGAAGAAGGCGCCAAAGGGUCAGAGUCGUGUCGAACGUCUGAGGAAGAAGAUGAAUGAACAGGAGUCGUGGCUGCUCAUGCACUCUCCCACCAUCCCCUUCCGCAUCCACAACAAACACGGGAAGAGUUACCUCUUCCUUCUCUCCUCUGACUAUGAGCGCUCUGAGUGGAGGGAAACCAUCCAGAAACUGCAGAGGAAAGAUCUACAGGCCUGUGUUCUGACCUCUGUGGAGCUGCAGGUUCUGACCAGCUCCUGUUUCAAACUGAGGACGGUCCACAACAUCCCCGUCACCUCCAACAAAGACGAUGAAGAGACUCCAGGUCUAUACGGGUUCCUCCAUGUCAUCGUCCACUCGGCCAAAGGAUUCAAGGAGUCGGCCAAUCUCUACUGCACCCUGGAGGUCGACUCCUUUGGAUACUUUGUCAGCAAAGCCAAGACCCGGGUUUUCAGAGACACCACGGAACCGCAGUGGAACGAGGAGUUUGAGAUCGAGUUGGAGGGUUCCCAGUACCUGAGGAUCCUCUGUUAUGAGAAGUGUUACGACAAGAGUAAACUCAACAAGGACGACAACGAGAUAGUUGACAAGAUCAUGGGCAAAGGCCAGGUCCAGCUGGACCCUCAGACGGUUCAGUCCAAGAACUGGACCAUGGACGUCAUCGAGAUGAACGGGAUCAAAGUAGAGUUCUCCAUGAAGUUCACCAGUCGGGACCUGAGCCUGAAGAGGACGCCGUCCAAAAAACAGAGCGGAGUGUUUGGAGUCAAGAUCAGCGUGGUCACAAAGCGGGAGCGCUCCAAGGUGCCUUACAUCGUCCGCCAGUGCAUCGAGGAGGUGGAGAAGAGGGGCAUCGAUGAGGUGGGCAUCUACCGCAUCUCAGGGGUGGCCACGGACAUCCAGGCCCUGAAGAGCGCCUUUGACACCAAUACCAAAGACAUCCUGGUGAUGCUCAGCGACAUGGACAUCAACGCCAUCGCAGGAACGCUGAAGCUGUACUUCAGAGAACUGCCAGAACCGCUGCUGACGGACCGCCUCUACCCGGCCUUCAUGGAGGGCAUAGCUCUAUCCGACCCUGCUGCCAAACAGAACUGUAUGAUGCACCUGCUGCGAUCUCUGCCAGAACCCAACCUGAUGACCUUCCUGACCCUGUUAGAGCACCUGAAGAGGGUGGCCCAGAAGGAGCCCAUUAAUAAGAUGUCCCUCCAUAACCUGGCAACCGUGUUUGGCCCCACCCUCCUCAGACCGUCGGAGGCGGAGACUGCCAAGGGUCAGCACAUCACCUCUGCUUCGGACAUCUGGUCACAUGACGUCAUGGCACAGGUCCAGGUCCUCCUCUACUACCUUCAACAUCCUCCCAUCUCCUUUGCUGAACUCAAGCGCAACACGCUCUACUUCUCCACUGAUGGUUAACCCCGCCCCCCCGUCCUCAGGGCAGCGUCUGGAGUCGAGGAGCGGUGUCAGGGGCGGGGUCUUCCUGCCUCACCUGGUCCCGCUCAUCCGGCCCGGUCCCGCAGUCGUCUCGUCUCAUGUCGUGUUUGUAAAGUGUACAGAGCGGAGCUGGCCCCGCCCCCACCUUCCACUCACUGGACCGCAGGGCAUUCUGGGAGGUGGGAGGGUUCGGAGGCCCCGCGGGACCACGCCCACAUCCAGGUUUUCCUCUCAGAGGCUGGUCAGGUGACCUCCAGCUCAGCGCUCUGUCCAAUAGGGAUGAUCCAGGACGUGUGUGUGCGUGUGUGUGUGUGCGUGUGUGUACAGUUCUGUGCAUCUAGACCAGUUCUGUCAAACUCAUGUUAGUUCAGUUUGAUCUGCAGUGGGCCGAAGCAGUAAAAUACCAGUGAAA